Mauremys reevesii (Reeves's turtle) is the source of this 1230-nucleotide messenger RNA. Its product is annotated as tumor necrosis factor ligand superfamily member 13-like. Lineage: Eukaryota; Metazoa; Chordata; Testudines; Geoemydidae. The record is from RefSeq and is a predicted model, not a curated record. Bases 42 to 758 code for a protein of 238 amino acids. Gene Ontology annotation, biological process: immune response; positive regulation of isotype switching to IgA isotypes. Gene Ontology annotation, cellular component: membrane. Gene Ontology annotation, molecular function: tumor necrosis factor receptor binding; receptor ligand activity. The transcript has 6 exons.
UGGGGGGGAAGCCAGGGGGGAGGUGACUCUCCCCAGCUCUCAUGGCCGGGGCCCCGGGGUGCCAGGCUCUGGGGGGGCUGUGGCUGGGGGGAGCCGCGGCCCUGGGGGUGCUGGCCUGUCUCAUCGCCCUCAUGGCCCAGCAGGCCCACCUGGGAGCCCUGCGGGGGGAACUGACCCAGCUCCGGGGGGAGCUGGUGGCCGCCAGGAGGGGAGAGAAUCAGGGGCCCGGGGAGCUGGAGUCCCCCCUGGCUGCGGGGGUCCAGCCCCCCCUGGUUUGGCGAAGGGGGAAACGGGGCUCCGAGGGGAUCUCAAGGCAGCAGGAUCAGCGGCAGCAGCACAGGAAACGCUCGGUUCUGCACCUGGCCCCCAGCCAUCGCUCCACCAACAAUGAGGGGGACAUGACUGAGAUCUGGUGGCAGCCGUUCCUGCAGCAGGGCCGGGCGCUGGAAGUGAGCGGCCCGGACGUGACCGUGAAGCAGACGGGAUUGUACCUCGUCUACAGCCAGGUGCUGUUCCACGACCCCACGUUCACCAUGGGGCAGGUGCUGUGGCGGGCGUCGGCCGGGGGGCCGGGGCAGAUCUUGCUGCGCUGUGUGCAGAGCAUGCCCCGCGAGCCGGAGCAGGCUUACAACAGCUGCUACAGCGGAGGCGUUUUCCAGCUGCACCGUGGGGACCAGCUGAGUCUCCGUGUGCCCCGGGCCAACGCGUCCCUGGACCUCAGCCCGCACGGGACCUUCCUGGGCCUGGUCCGUCUGUAGGGGGCCGGCCACCCCCCCCUCCCCGCCCCCAGGAGAGUGAGGGACCCAGGCGUCCGGGGAGCUGCAGAGGCACUCGGCCAGACGGAACCCAGGCAUCCGGGGAGCUGCAGAGGGAAUCGGCCAGAUGGAACCCAGGCAUCCGGGGAGCUGCAGAGGGAAUUGUCUGGGAGGGACCCAGGCAUCCGGGGAGCUGCAGAGAGACUCGUCCAGAAAAGGGACCCAGGCAUCCGAGGAGCUACAGAGGGAAUUGUCUGGGAGGGACCCAGGCAUCCGGGGAGCUGCAGAAGGACUCGGCCAGGAAAGGGACCCAGGUGUCCGGGAAGCUGCAGAACGACUCGGCCACUCAGGCAUCCAGGGAGCUGCAGAGGGAAUCGUCUGGAAGGGACCCAGGCGUCCGGGGAGCUGCAGAGAGACUUGGCCAGAAAGGGGACCCAGGCGUCCAGGGAGCUGCAGAGGGACCGGGCCAGAAGGG